UUCAUCGAGACAAAGUGAGGAAAAUGGAAAAAAAAACUUUUCCAUCCCAUUAGAGUACAUUCUCGAAUGAAGCCCUUGUCAAGGCGACGAUCGGCUAGUUCACUGCGUUGGCAGUGCGAAAGAGUGCCACCGGGUGAGACUGGCGAGGAAGCGAGGAAUAGUUUUCCAUAAUUAAGUCUGUCCGGCUCAAUGAGUAGUCUUCAUUAUCGGAAAGUUGCGUUUCAAGCAGUAAAUUAGCAAUGAUUCACCACCAGCCAACGAAAUACCAUACGAAUCCUUUGACACAUUUUCUCAACUUACACAACUCGCAUGCCACAGCGGCAGCAGCAGCCGCAGCUGCAGCUGCUGCUCUGGAUCAGCACCAGCAACAGUUCCACCACCACCACCACCACGCGCAUCAAAAGCUUGGCGAGGAUUUAAAUCUGCUCAACAACAAUAACGCGGUAGGUGGGGACGACGAUUGUGAUAAACACCCGGAUCUGGUGGGUGGGAAUAGUUUGGAUAUCGAGAACAACGAUACGAACCAGACGAGCGAUGCAGAGAAUAACAACAUAGAUGUAAUCGAUGACGAAGACGAUGUGUGCGAGGAAGAUGUGCUGGAGAUGGUGCGAAAUGACAAUCAAACCCCCGGAACGACCCCACUGGAUGCCGACGGCAUUGGGAAAUCUUUCACUAUAGCAGCCAUUUUAGGCCUGAAAAAGAAACACGACGCCGAAUGUCAUAACUUCAGUGAUGCUAUGAAUCUUUCGCUGAACAAUCACGCUGACAGUGGGUCUGCCUUUCAGCAGCGAGUAAACCGAGAAUCAGACUUGACCUCAACAUUAGAGAACAACCAAAAUCAAGUCAAUCAUCACAUAUCACAAUCACCGCAAAGCAAUGUUAAUAGCAGCUUAGCAGCACUACAAACACUGCACCAUAUCCACGGUACUGCCAGCGGCUUUACACCACAUCAAUUCCAUCAGCAUCUUCCACCCGGUGGUAACGGUGGCGGUAACAGCGGUGCCAACAAUGGUGGAUCAUUGCAGCAUGCCCUUCAGCACCACACGCCCCAUCAUCCGCACCAUCUUCAUGCGCACCAGGCACUACCGGGACAUCCUGGGGCACAUCUUGGAGGCCAUCAGCAGACACCACAGCAGCCGCAUCUGCCCAACAACCAUCACCACCCGCACCACCACCAUCAUCAUCAUCACCAUUUGGCGAUGGCGGCACAUCACCAUGCGCAGAAUCAUAAUCGGGAUAAGUUUAAGGAUCUUGCAAAGAAAUCCUCCAUUUCAGCAUCGUCAGCGCUCAAAAGCAAACGCGUCCGAACGAUCUUCACACCGGAACAGCUAGAACGACUCGAGGCCGAGUUCGAGCGUCAACAGUACAUGGUUGGUCCCGAACGGUUAUACUUGGCACACACUCUUCAACUAACUGAGGCACAGGUUAAGGUAUGGUUCCAAAAUCGUCGGAUAAAAUGGCGCAAACAUCAUCUGGAAAUUACCCAGCAACGUUUGGCCCUGAUUCGGCAGCGACAGAUAGCAAGCGGUGUUGUUCCACCUCAAGUGGGACCCGUACCCGCUGACCGUGCGUCUCCAUUAUCCGAGGGUGCACAGCAGAUCAUCAGUGGUGGACGUAUGAUACUAGACCACGUAGGCGGAGAACCUGAAUCACCAGAGCUGACUAUCUGUACAGAUUCGUUGGAGGCCCGAAGUAUUAGUGAAAGCGAUGAAUAAACAAAAAGUAGCGGCACGCGCCUCAGUGCUGUGCAAGGAACCUAAAAAUUGUAAUUAAAUACAGGGAAUAUAGAUUUAUGUUAAAUAUUUUGAUUUGUAGACGUGAAAGUAGUCACCGACGUAGAUUUGCUUAUGAGUUGAAUACUUACGAUCGAACACGAUAAUCAAUUUUAUGUAAACAGUAGAAAA
Topomyia yanbarensis is the source of this 1904-nucleotide messenger RNA. RefSeq names its product homeobox protein goosecoid-like. The transcript is spliced from 3 exons. The coding region runs from base 240 to 1715 and encodes 491 amino acids. Lineage: Eukaryota; Metazoa; Arthropoda; Insecta; Diptera; Culicidae. Gene Ontology annotation, molecular function: DNA binding; DNA-binding transcription factor activity, RNA polymerase II-specific. Gene Ontology annotation, biological process: central nervous system development; neuron differentiation; regulation of DNA-templated transcription. The record is from RefSeq and is a predicted model, not a curated record.